UGCCGGUGUAUCCGCAGGCACAUAACAUAUUCGUUUCCAAGGUUGGUGGCGCAUUGGCAAGCUUUCACGGUGCUUGGCUGUAAGCUUCGCCCAUCUCACUCGUUAUCCACGCGACGCGCGCCGCACACGUGUGAGCAGGUUCAUUACAACUACAUCGAGACGAGUGUUUGUGGAAGUUAUAGACGAUUUAGUGGAAGACUAGUGUGAUUACAGUGUUCUGAGAUUUACGGAUUGCUCUAAGCAUAUACUAAGUAUUAUUCAUUUGACAAUCAACAAUAUAAUGGGCUAGCCCUAUCAAGGGAACUCGAAAAUGAAUGAGAGCCGAGAACGCAUACGACGUGAGAGAGAGCGAGAGAAGAACACAUAUACCUCUCCUCGUCUAGCACUACGUCGCGUGCUGUUAUUAGCUGAAGGACGUCAGUUCCGUGAAGCGGCGGCCAUAGUUUCGAGGCUCGGUCCUGGAGUCUUACUGAGCGUUGCUACGGAUUUGCCAGUGGAUUUGCUGAUAGAAGCUUUACCGCAUUCUGCACAUCUGAUAGAAACGCUUUUGAACAGGUUGCUAUCUCUUGAGAUUGUUCCACGGCCAGAGCUCCAAUGCGAGGCAGUCGCUUGGAGACUUGUCGGUCUACUUGGAGUAGAUCAAGGGUCUGGUCUACGAGCCAGAACAACUCGCCUGGCUAACGCUCUGGCGAAUUACAGCCCUGAUGCAAGGGAUGCAGUCGACAAUAGGAGGAGACAGCUGGACGCAGCUGUACAAGGUUUAGGGACCCAUGGCUUGACAGCUGAUGCUUCAGGAUCGCUGAUCUCGCUCCACGUGGCGAUGAAGAAUGAGCUGCAGCGACACGUGGAGGUUUAUAAGCAAGCUCUUCACAAGCUGGAGGAACUGUCAUCUGUGACAGUGAACCAAGAUCCAGCAUCUUCGUCCCACCAGCGCUUACUCGCGUUAUCCCACGCUGACGUUGAACGUCGACUGAUCGAUAACAAGUCACUCUUGACGAUUGUCGAUAAACCGGCUUUACGGCAGUUGCCAACACUAGUGGCUUCCUUGUCAGCUAGGGUCGAGAGCGACAAGGCUGUUUUGGCCUGCGUCGGGCAAAUCAAGAGGAGUGACCCCACGUUGGAUCUAAGUGACACAAGGCCAGUAGCAGGUGUAUUAAUGAGCUACUCCCGUGGCUGUGCAGCUGUCUUGUCUCAGAUGAAUGAGGGUCAUAUGACAGCGGAGAUAACCCCACGCUCACCGACAGACUCCGCCAGUGACGGGUACCACUCGGACAGUGACGACGCUCAUCAACAUCCAGACAGGAGUAAGCUAGUGUCUCAAUACGCAGCGGUUUGGGCGCGUGCGGCGGAUGAAACUUUACCGGCGCUCGCCGCGCUUGAGCCACUCAAACCUACACCCAAUCUGAAAUAUAAGAUCGUCUUUUCUGUUGUUGUCCUUUCCUUCCGGGCGGCGAUUAGUCUUCGCGACAAGCGGAUCAGCGAAGUGAAGGCUCUGCUCGGUUGCGAGUCGGAAGCGACGCCGGGCGCUGCGCAACUGUCGGCCGCGGCUUUGCGUCUUUUACGGAACACGGCGCAUACGUUCCCGCUGGGGGAGGCUGAACGCACUGUUAUCAAUCAAGUAGCUAAUACGCUGCGUGAGUACCCUUGCCUGUCCUCGUGUGGAGCCCUACACGCGCUGGCGGCGGCUGCAUGUCGCGCCGCAUGGGCCCUUGCGUUACAUUCCCCGCCAUUACGCAUAGACACUGACUUUACACCAGUUGUGAUGAAUCCGGACAAGCACGUACGCUUCUCCCUUGGCGACGCGCGUGAGAGACGCUCGGACCUUAUCAAGUCGUUCGUGUGGCCCGCGCUCAUGGACGGCAACCGAUGCGUGUUCAGAGCUGUCGUAUUAACAUAACAUCCUCCGAAAUUCAUGCACAAAAAUGUAAUAUAAUACCACCUUCAUUUUGAUUGAUUCU
This is a messenger RNA of Nymphalis io (European peacock), 1958 nucleotides long. RefSeq lists its product as uncharacterized. Lineage: Eukaryota; Metazoa; Arthropoda; Insecta; Lepidoptera; Nymphalidae. The record is from RefSeq and is a predicted model, not a curated record. Gene Ontology annotation, cellular component: mitochondrial outer membrane. The coding region runs from base 311 to 1897 and encodes 528 amino acids. The transcript is spliced from 11 exons. Gene Ontology annotation, biological process: mitochondrial protein catabolic process; mitophagy by internal vacuole formation.